This is a messenger RNA of Entrophospora candida, 281 nucleotides long. Lineage: Eukaryota; Fungi; Glomeromycota; Glomeromycetes; Entrophosporales; Entrophosporaceae. The record is from the annotation of a GenBank genome assembly.
GUACACUUAGAGAUCAGGGAGCAGGUGAUAAUACUCAUCAAGAAUUUCUAGAUAAUUUAAUAUCUCAAUUGACCGAGGAAGCAAAUGCAAGUGCAAAAGGUCCACCACCAGCGAGUAAAUCUUUUAUCAAUAAGUUGCCAAUUGUUCCAAAAUCAGAUAUUAAUUCAGUGGAUUCUGAUGAUCCAAUUUGGAGACAAAAACAAAAAGAUCUUAAGAAUCAACAAAUUAGACAAGAAGAUGAUGAGGAGGAUGUUGAUCCUAUUGAUUUUAUGUACCUAUAA